AUGAUUUCAAAAUACAAUGAGCUUCUCGUCGUCCUCCUCUCGACUCUCAUCUUAUCGGGUUGGCACUUGGGUGGAUUGACUUGGCUAUUCGAAUGGACUUCGAUCAGUUUUUAUGAGGCCGGUCAACCGGAUAUCGGAGAAAAGACAAAAGAAAGCAUCCUACACGUCAUUCAAAUAGCUGAAUUUGUGAUGAUGUCGUUGAGCUUUGUCAUCAGCCCACUGGCCAUCUAUUUCCCACUCAAAAACGAUCAGCUGACGUGGCCAAUUCGUUUAUUGGCGGCAAGCGAAAAUCUCAGUAAAUUCAUUUUCGCCUUGUACUAUGUGACUUAUGGUUUCUGCAAUUUGCCGGUUAACGGCGACCGAUCGACUAGAUGCUCAGACAAUCUGUAUUCGGUGCUGAAUUCAAUCUAUUUUAAUGAAUUCCUCCCUUAUUACAUUUGGGGUCACACGGCUCAGUACAGUCAGAUGAUGAUCUCGUUGAGCCGUUUCUUCGCCAUCUCGUUUAACGGUGCCUAUUUUCGCUAUACAUUGCGAUGGCCUAUUGUGCAACUUGUACUACCGUAUGUCUAUCGAAUCGGCUUCGAACAGCUCAAAUGGCCGUUUCCCGACUCUUAUUUCACAUUUGAACCAUAUUUCCUUUUCAUUCCGUUCUUUCUGAUGAUCUCCCUCGAUUCUAUGACUCAGUACAAAUUUGGAAAGUUGAAAAGAAAAGGCAAAACAACGCGGUGCGAAACGUUGCUCAUGUUUCAAAUGAUAACCAACUCGUUGAUCGCUCUCAUCUAUACGAUCGUUUUCUACUCGGCUCAGAGUGGAUUAAACGUGUUUUUCGGUGUGAAUGUCGGCAUUCUUUUUCUCGAGAUCCUGAAUUUCAUUCAAUUCUCGAUGUUCAACGUAUUGACCGUUUUCAUCUCGAUCUAUUGCUUUCGGAAAGCAAAAGAGCAAAAGGAAAGAAAAGGAUCAGCCAGGCAGACAAUUGUCAUUUCGUCAGCUCCACCAUCGAGUCGUCAUCGAGAC
Messenger RNA from Mesorhabditis belari, 1014 nucleotides. The record is from the annotation of a GenBank genome assembly. NCBI's taxonomy places the organism in Eukaryota, Metazoa, Nematoda, Chromadorea, Rhabditida, Rhabditidae.